Messenger RNA from Paramecium sonneborni, 1067 nucleotides. Lineage: Eukaryota; Ciliophora; Oligohymenophorea; Peniculida; Parameciidae. The record is from the annotation of a GenBank genome assembly.
AUGUCUUCAAAUAAAUACAUUGAAUAAUCUCCAGAGACUUAGAGUUUAAGAAAUUCUGUUCGGCAUUAAUCAUUGAAUCAAAGUGUUCAUGAAUUUUCUGGAUCAAAAGAUAAAUUCCAAGACCUUAUGUUACCACAUGCAGAAUUUGUAGAUCCAGGAAAUUUUAAGAAACAAAGUGAAUGUAUAGUUUGUAGCAUCGAAUUUACAUAGACUAAUAGAUAACAUCAUUGUCGGUAUAUAUUACAUUGAUAUCAUAUUUUAGAAUGUGUGGAAAUUCAUGUUGUGGAUUAUGUUCAUAAAAAACUAUUAAUAAAAAUAGAGUUUGUGACAUAUGUUAUAUGAAAGCAUCUUAACUCAAUGCUGAAAAAAAAAGGACUAAAUUUUUACAAUCUUUAAAGGAUUCAGCAAAAAGAUUAAAAAAACAUAUAGAAUAAGCAGAAAAGAGAAAGUAAGAAUUAUAAAAUGAACGAGAUGCUUAAGAGGAUAAAUCUUAAAUUGAUUUAAAUGUUAUAGAGAAAGAGACAGAAAAAUUUAAUAUACAAUAUUCUUAAAAAACUCAAAUUAAAUGUUAAUAUGAGUAGGAAGUAAAAGAGAUUAAAUUAAAAAUAUCUGAACUAAAUUCUCUCAAAGAAUAAAUACAAUUAGAAUGUUAGGAGAAAGAAUCAGAAAUUAGAGCUUAUGAUACUAAUCUAUAUUUAAGGGAAUAAGAAUUGAAUGAUAAAAAGAUUUAAUUGCAAAGAUUAAAACAAUAAAAGGAAGAAUUAGAAAAUAUAUUCAAUAAAAUUGAAUAGAGUCCAGAAAUAGUUGAACAAAUUAUCAUUCCAGAACCUAUUAAACCACCCUAAUAACAGCAAUAAUAAUAAUAAUGGUAUAAUUCUAAUAUUGAUAUUGAUGAAAUUAUGUAUGGUACUACUAGUUAAGAAACAAAAGAGUCUUCAAAUUUAAUUAAAUAAGAAUCAACUUAAUCAACAUAAUAACAAUAAUAAUAAAAACCUUAAAAAUCUGGUCAAAAAAAAGAGAAAGAUGAAAACGAAGAUGAGGAAAAAUAUAAAUGUAAUAUUUUCUGA